Molecule: messenger RNA, 1180 nt
Organism: Linum tenue
Lineage: Eukaryota; Viridiplantae; Streptophyta; Magnoliopsida; Malpighiales; Linaceae
Source: the annotation of a GenBank genome assembly
ACUCAAUUCCACCAUUCCCCUCUUCCUCACUUCCAUAUAAAUACCACCUCUGCCCCAACAAUCCUCUUCACAACUCAAACCAAAAAACCCUUCCUCCCCUGUUUUCCCUCCCUUAAUCUCCUCCCCUCCAAGAUAAACCCUAAAUCUCAAAAUGGGUACCUCCUCCUUUCAUCAAAGUCUGCUCAUUUCUAUGGCUGUGCUAGCCACAAUGGUCGGGUCUGCCGUCGGCGGCAACUUCUACCAGGAUUUCGAUCUGACGUGGGGAGGGCAGAGGGCCAAGAUAUUCGGCGGCGGCCAAAUGCUGACUCUGUCUCUUGACAAGACCUCCGGCUCUGGGUUUCAGUCCAAGAAGGAGUACUUGUUCGGCCGGAUCGAUAUGCAGCUCAAGCUCGUCGCCGGCAACUCCGCCGGGACCGUCACCGCUUAUUACCUGUCAUCUCAAGGCCCAACUCAUGACGAAAUCGACUUUGAAUUUCUGGGAAAUGUGAGCGGCGAUCCUUACAUACUGCACACAAAUGUGUUCACUCAGGGGAAAGGAAACAGGGAGCAGCAAUUUUACCUCUGGUUCGACCCAACCAAGAACUUCCACACCUAUUCCAUCAUCUGGAAGCCUCAACACAUCACGUUCUUGGUGGACAACACUCCGAUUAGGGUAUUCAACAACGGCGAGAACAGGGGAAUUCCGUUCCCCAAGAACCAGGCGAUGAGGAUUUACUCCAGCCUUUGGAAUGCGGAUGAUUGGGCGACGCGUGGCGGGUUGGUGAAGGCUGAUUGGUCCAAGGCGCCAUUCACUGCUUACUACAGGAACUUCCAGGUCACCCCUGUUUCUUCCUCCAGGUCUCGUAGCAGCGGCGAGUUUGGGAAUGGAGACUGGCAGUCGAAUGCGUUGGAUGCGAGUGCGAGAAGGAGGCUGAGAUGGGUUCAGAAGAACUUCAUGAUCUAUAACUACUGUACCGAUUUCAAGCGCUUCCCGCAAGGCCUUCCUACCGAGUGCAAAUGAUUUGAUUAAUGGUGUUUAUUAGACUUUUUCAAGGCUCUUUUCCAGUUUGUACUUUGUAUAGUCUAUGUGGAACCAAAUUGUUUUCUUUUGUUCAUUUCCGAAAAUAAAUUCCACUUGUAAUUGAUGUAUUUUCUCCUUUAAUUCAGUGUCUAUAUUGCAAAUUUGCAAGAAAAAAAAAUU